Molecule: messenger RNA, 201 nt
Organism: Colletotrichum lupini
Lineage: Eukaryota; Fungi; Ascomycota; Sordariomycetes; Glomerellales; Glomerellaceae
Exons: 1
Source: RefSeq, a predicted model, not a curated record
GUCUCCCGCCAGCAAUCAACCAACUCGGGUGGACGCUCCCAAUCCGGGCCCGGCACGGCGCUUGGCACUUUGACUGCUUCUCCUGCGGCCUCUGCCAAUCGAACGAGGCCGUGGGCUGCACUUCACAUGCACGUGGUCAAUCCCCCCCAAACCGAGCCCUUGCUGCCCAGCCACCCUAGCCCGACCCAGAACUUGGGGUAA